Molecule: messenger RNA, 2154 nt
Organism: Acomys russatus (golden spiny mouse)
Lineage: Eukaryota; Metazoa; Chordata; Mammalia; Rodentia; Muridae
Gene: Zcchc7
Product: zinc finger CCHC-type containing 7
Exons: 9
Coding region: 175-1794 (539 amino acids)
Molecular function (GO): nucleic acid binding; zinc ion binding
Source: RefSeq, a predicted model, not a curated record
CCCCAGAGCUGUGUUUUCCCCGGAAGUACCUUCUCCUCUCUGGAGUCCGCGCGGACGCCGCUUCCUUACCUCAUUUGUCCUCGCCCCUCCCCGUUCCUCUACGUGUUUCGGUUCCUGGUUGGUGCUUCCUGGUCGCAGCCGCGGCAGUGACAUUAAGGCAACUGACUUUCCAUAAUGUUUGGUGGCUAUGAGACCAUAGAAGCAUAUGAAGAUGAUCUUUAUCGUGAAGAUUCAUCUAGUGAACUCAGUGUUGAUAGUGAGGUGGAAUUUCAGCUCUAUAGCCAAGUUCAUUAUGCCCAGAGUACACAUCAUGCCGACACUGAGGAACGGGGUGAGGAGAACUGUGAGAAUUCUGACACAGCGAAUAGUCCACCAAACCAGAAGAACUUAAUCAUCCUUUCAGAUAGUGAGGUCAUCCAGCUAUCAGAUACAUCAGAAGUCAUCACAGUGUCUGAUGAGGAUAGUAUUUAUAGAUGUAAAAGAAAAAAUAGUACAGUCCACGCACAAGAAAAGACCCAAAGUCCUGCUUCUCUUCAUUCCAAUAAAGCGGCUAAGAAAUGCAAGAAGGAUAGUGAGGCGCCUGGCCCCGAGGAGGCAUCAAGUGUGGUCCGAGAGGUCAUGGUCAUAGAGGUCAGUUCAAGUGAGGAGGAAGAAAGUGCCGUUUCAGAGAAUGAAAACGUGGAAAGCUGGAUGCUCCUGGGAUGUGAGGAAGAUGAUAAAGACAGUGACAUCCUUCUCAACCUUGUGGGAUGUGAAAACACCGGUGCUGAAGGAGAAGAUGAUAUAAACUGGUUCAUCAGUGACAAAGACAUCGAGGCCAAGAUAGACAAUAACAGAUCUUUUGGAAGAUGGACCAACCGGUACUAUUCAGUCAACAAAAAUGUCACAUGUAGAAAUUGUGAUAAACGCGGUCACUUGUCAAAAAACUGCCCCUUACCACAGAAGGUCCGGCCCUGCUGCCUCUGCUCGGAGAGAGGACACCUCCAGUAUGGCUGUCCAGCCCGCUUCUGCUUAGACUGCUCCUUGCCCAGGUCUUCUACCCACAGAUGUCUUGAAAGAUCUUCCUGGAGAAAGCGAUGUGACCGAUGUGAUAUGAUAGGCCACUAUGCCGACGCUUGCCCAGAAAUCUGGAGGCAGUAUCACCUAACGACCAAACCUGGACCACCUAAAAAGCCAAAGACCCCUUCCAGACAAUCAGCGUUAGUGUACUGCUACAACUGUGCGCAGAAAGGCCAUUAUGGACAUGAAUGUACAGAAAGACGGAUGUUUAACCAGACGUUUCCAACAUCUCCAUUCAUCUACUACUAUGAUGACAAAUAUGAGAUCCAGCAGAGAGAUAAGAGACUAAAGCGAAAAGUGAAAGAAAUCCAGAAACGUGGAGAUUUUCCAAGGCAGUUUAAAAGACCACAUGUAGCAGAGGCAGAUAAGAGGCACCACCAGGACAUGGGAAACAGCCGUUCCUUGAGGAAAAGCCGUGGGUGGCCUCGAGAAGACAAAGAAACACACAAAGAAGGGGCCAGGGGUAGAGACGGUGGGAAGCGCAGGUGGGCUCACCAGCACCGGGACGUGGAUAAAGACUUCCCAAGGGGCUCACAACCCCACUCCUCUGGCAGUACCAACAACCAAAAGCCUUCCAAGUCCCUUCACCGGUCAUCCCAUUACCACAGGCGGAGAGAAGAGAAGCUUCUCAGAGAGAGUGGGCGGAGUAAGCCGAAGAAAAGGAAAUGCACGGAAGAGGACAGCAAUGAUAACUUAUUUCUUAUCAAGCAAAGGAAGAAAAAACCUAAGCUGUGAGAUGGUUUCUGACCUGGUCUUCUCAUUACAACGUUCUGUCAGGACUUGACUAUCUGUUAAACGAAAGGGGCGUUUGUUUUUAAUUGCUGAAUUUCAGCUAUACCUGUGGUUACUGUACAGAGGCCACAAAAAGCUCAGUUCUUUGUUGCAGGCUAUUGUUAGGUAGAAAGAUAAACUUGGCUUUCAGUCUCAAUAGCAAUUUUGCUUGAGGUAGAAAACUGUCUUUUGGAGAAAGCCUUUUUAAAUGCUUUGAAAACAAUUACAAGCUCAUCAGAUACGACUUGUCUACUGUGUUUGAGGACUUUUUGGAAGAGAAAUUAUUACUAAUAAGAAAAAUCCACCACUUUUUUAGCAUUUUUU